AUGCCCAGUCCCAUCCAGUCCUCCUACAGGCAAGAAGAGCGUUGCCCCGCCCUGCCCGGCCCCCUUGCGACCGCGCAGGCGCUGCGGCCCCGCGGGGUCCCGGCGCUGGUGCGCGGCCAUGGGCGGCUCCCGCCGCCGCUGCCGCCGCCCGCCCUCGGCCCCGCAGGCGCGUCCCGGCGCUCCGGCGGCAGCAGGUCUGUGAGUCAAAUGUGUGUGGAAAAGUCACUCAUUUUCGGAAGUAACAUCCCUUAUUCUACAAACAUUGUUUCUGAUCCUGGUGGACAUGAUCUGCUGUUCUGUGUGCAGUUGGAUGACCCAAAGCUGAACUAUUUUCAACAGCCACAGGAUAUCGAAGAAUCUAAUUUUGUGGAGUUCUUAGAGAAGUAUGGCAGGCACUCUUUCUUAGCACCAUCACAAGUUCAGCCAUCGUUCUCUGCUUUUUACCGUGCUGGUGAUCCAAUCCUAAUCUACUUUGAUUCUUCAUCCGUAUUGAGCAUGCUUAGACAGCCAGUGAAAAUGGGACCCAGUGGACUUUGUGUUGAUGGAAAUCCUGCUGGCUUCCUGGACAGUAAAAGCACAAGCUGUACUCGGAUUUUUGCCCACUUGAGCAAGAGCUGUGUGACUGACCCUGCUCUAGAUGCUGCUUCCUACUACCGUGACUUCACUGUGCUAAAGGUCCCAAUUAAUGACACUAUUAUGCAGUCCAUGAAGGUAAAUGUCACUGCAGUCUCACCACCUGGAGCUCCCCACAUGAAGGACGACACAUGCAUCAAUGUUGUUUCUGAGGUGAUCUAUGAUAUAGAAUAUAGUGGCACAACUGGAAUUCAGAGUGUUUCUGUCCAGUUCAAAGUGAGCAACAUCUCUGGGAACUUCAGAUCCUCUCUGCAGCAGCGCUUCACCAUGCACUUCUGGACCAGGACUCUUUCUCAUAUGUUGCCUAGAAGUGGAAACCCUGGCUAUAUCACGGGAGCACCACUGUUGAUUGCCAACAGUGGUGUCAUGCAACACAUGAGCAUAUUAAGGAGUGAAAGUGAUGGAAGCUGUUCACAGUUCCUCAGACACACAGUACAAUUUGGAAGGAAUAUGAGAACAGGCUGCAAAAUCAGCCUAUCCCCAAUACUGGAAGACAGUAACUGUAGUUACAUGCAGCAAAAGUUAUACGAGGCUUUUCAAGGGAUGAACAGAACAGGAGACUUUGCUGUAACUGGCAGUGCUCAUUCAACCCAGGCAGAAGAGUGGAUGACCAUUCUGAUUCAGAACUGCAGUGUGCAGGCUGUGAAUUGCACUUCCUGUUGUAUGGUUCCUGUGACCCUGGAGAUACAGAUAUUGUGGACUAGAGUGGGCCUCCUGUCCAACCCACAAGCUCAAAUACUGGGUGCACGGCAUUUCUACCAGUGUCACCCCCUCAAGUUUCUAAACAUGAGCAUGGUACCUGUGUCAACUGUUGUUACCUUCACUGACAUGACAGAUUGGCCAGAACCUCCACGAGACCAGCCCCAAAUGCACUGGAAACUCCCAUUUGACAUCUUUUUCCCAUUCAAGGUGGCCCUGAAUGUAGAAAGAAGUUACAGAGGUGAUCUGGCUGGGUAUUUAUUGUUGAUUCUGAUAAUGUCUAGCAUUUUCUGCUUUUGAAAAUAGGUGGAGUCUGUAUUUAAUGUUUGGUGAGUAAAUUGAUACAUUCAGGAUACAAUCCAGAUGAUGGACUUUGGUCAUCAGGUUUUAUACCAUGUUUGUGAUACCUAUGAGCCUUCUGUUCUUGGAUAAGCCAUGUGGACAGUUUGUCCUCUCAGGUCCCUAUUCUCUGUGUGUGAACCAUCUGUGAACAUCACUGCAGUGACACACUUGAGAAAUGUAGAGAUCCAGGGGCAUUGCAUUAACGAAGGACAAGGAGGAGAACCUUAAAAUUAUUAGUCUGUGUCUCCAGAAAUGAGGAAUGCUCUCUAAAAUAGGGAGUAUGGAGAGAGAAGCAAAGUUCAAUCAAAGCAUUUUGGAGCUGCUUUCAGUUAGCUCCCUGUUGGAGAAGCACCUGAUUUUUCUAUAUGGAAUUAACCGAAGAUUUAAAAUAAAGGUGCUCUCCCUGGUGGCCUGAGUUUUUAUUUUAUGAGUAGAGAUGUGUGCCAAUCACCCCUAACCUCUCCUUGUUAGAUGAUGACAACCACACCUCUGACACUUUUUUGUACCUUGCUUUUCUGUGUCUUUUCAAAUACAGCUAUUCACUUGAAAUUUUCAUGGUUUAAUUAAUGUUUACAUUAGCAACAGUGUUGCACAGAGCAAAGUAAUUGUAAAUGCCACAUACCCUGAAAUAAAGUUGCAUUUUCAUGGUUUGUCAAAACAUC
Molecule: messenger RNA, 2336 nt
Organism: Pseudopodoces humilis (Tibetan ground-tit)
Lineage: Eukaryota; Metazoa; Chordata; Aves; Passeriformes; Paridae
Source: RefSeq, a predicted model, not a curated record